Cuscuta campestris is the source of this 1338-nucleotide messenger RNA. Lineage: Eukaryota; Viridiplantae; Streptophyta; Magnoliopsida; Solanales; Convolvulaceae. The record is from the annotation of a GenBank genome assembly.
AAACGGCCAAGACCGGAGGGCGGCCUCACCGGACGGGAACAAAAAGAGAAGCAGAACGACGAUGUCAGAAAGCGGUGGCGUUUUAUCGGCGGCGCCGGAGGAGAACCACCGCAGCCUCCCCGCCUCCAAUUCUACCCCGAGUAAUGUUAAUAAUAACAACAAUUCAAUUCCCCAUGCUCCGCCGCCGACCGACCGGCCGGUUCGCGUCUACGCCGACGGGAUCUACGAUCUUUUCCAUUUCGGCCAUGCCCGCUCCCUGGAGCAGGCCAAGAAAUCGUUCCCAAACACGUACUUGCUGGUGGGAUGUUGCAACGAUGAUACGACGCACAAGUUCAAGGGCAAAACCGUCAUGACAGCAGAGGAGCGUUAUGAAUCUCUACGCCAUUGCAAGUGGGUUGAUGAAGUUAUUCCUGAUGCCCCAUGGGUGAUAAAUCAGGAGUUUCUUGACAAGCACAAAAUUGAUUUUGUGGCCCACGAUGCUCUUCCUUAUGCUGAUACUAGUGGAGCUGGAAAAGAUGUCUAUGAAUUUGUGAAAGCUGUUGGGAGAUUCAAAGAAACACAACGCACUGAUGGGAUUUCGACUUCAGACAUUAUAAUGAGGAUAGUUAAAGAUUAUAACCAAUAUGUCAUGCGCAAUUUGGAUCGUGGAUAUUCGAGGAAGGAAUUAGGUGUCAGCUAUGUAAAGGAAAAACGCCUGAGAGUGAAUAUGAGGCUGAAGAAGUUGCAAGAGAAGGUUAAGGAGCAACAAGAGAAAGUUGGCGAAAAGAUUCAACAGAUACAAACAGUUGCAAAAACUGCGGGUAUGCAUCGAAAUGAGUGGGUUGAAAAUGCCGACCGGUGGGUUGCUGGGUUUCUUGAGAUGUUUGAGGAGGGUUGCCAUAAAAUGGGAACUGCCAUAAGGGAUCAUAUUCAGGAAAGGUUAAGAGGGCAGCAGCAGAGUGGUCUGCUGUCCCAUGGGAGUAAAGACUACGAUGGCGAUGAUGAAGAGGAUGAUGAUGAUGAGUACUAUUACGACGACGAGGAUGAAGACGUAGAGGAUGACGAAGAAUAUUAUGAUGAUGAUGAUGAUGACGACGUGGAGCGCCAUGAAAGUACAGACAUAAAGAAAUAGUCUUCUCUUCAUUGUUAUAUAUUGUACAGCUAGUUUUUUUGUUUUGUUUUGUUUUGUUUUGUUUUGAAUAUAUAUAUGUCUGUAGUGUGGAAUGGAAGCCAAACAAACAUAGCCUCCAAUUACUUUCCAGGUUUCGAACUAACCUUUUUAUGACUGUGUGGCAUAAAGAUUCAACCUGUUUAUGCUUAAGUUAGGAGAAUGGUAGAAAAGAAAGACUUAACAUUUUG